Messenger RNA from Pocillopora meandrina, 405 nucleotides. Lineage: Eukaryota; Metazoa; Cnidaria; Anthozoa; Scleractinia; Pocilloporidae. The record is from the annotation of a GenBank genome assembly.
AUGUCUGAAUCGGAGGAUGUCCAAGCGUUUUGGGAUGUUCCUGUAUUCGCACAACAGCAGGAAGUCAGAGCGAAUAGAAUAGAUGCCCGAAUUGUGAACUACAAGACCAAGGAACUUAUUGCGCUCGAUAUAAGUUGCCCUUGGGUGGGUAAUCGUGAUAAGAAGAAUAUCGAGAAGACCAUGAAGUACGGUCCCUUAAAGUGGGAGCUAACGCAACAAUAUCCGGGUUAUGACGUGAAACAGCUUAACUGUAUCAUGGACGCACUCGGGGGAUGGUCGAAGGAUUUGGACGCCACUAUUCAGUCACUGUUGGGAACAAAAAGCAGAGAGGUGCUGUGUAGAAUGAAAAAGGCACUGCUAUCAGCCACAUUGAACAUUGCUCGAACCUUCAAAAUUGUAACUUGA